AUGCGUUUUCGUUAUCCUCACGCUGUAACCUUCCCUUCAAAACUCUCCACUAUGAACGCUCAAGCCCUCUCCAAUUCAACUCCAUUCCCAAACCUCAUAAAACCCCUCUUUCACACGCACCACUUUUUUCAACCUAAAAGACCUUUUUUCACCGUUUUUUGUUCUAAGGCCACUUCCAAAUACCCUCCGUCGCCGCUUAAAAUCAAUGGCUACCAUUCUACCUCCAUUGUUAAGGCUACUAGACCAGUUUGUUUGGAUGAGAGUGUGUUGGAUGCGAAUAUUGAUGCUUUGAAGAGGAAGUUGGAGGUUAUUGGAAUGGAUGCUGAAAUUUGUGUUCCUGGCCAUCAAUAUAAUCACUUGCUUUGUCCUGAGUGCCAAGGCGGUGAAACGGGAGAAAGGACCUUCGCCGUUAUCAUUGCACCGGAUGGGGGGUCCGCUGCAUGGAAGUGUUUUCGCGCAAAGUGUGGUUGGAAAGGCAGCACUCAGGCCUUUGCUGGUAGAAAUCCAUAUUCUACGGCAAUGACUCAAUUUAUCCCAGCUAAGAAAAAAAGAGAAAUUAAGGAGGACGACUUGCAGCUAGAACCACUUUGUACAGAGCUGGUCGGAUAUUUUUCAGAGCGCUUGAUUUCAAAUAAGACUCUGAAGAGGAACGGUGUCAAGCAGAAAAAAUAUAAGGAUGAUCAGAUUGCUAUUGCAUUCCCCUAUCGUCGUAAUGGAGCGCUUAUUAGUUGCAAGUACCGAGAUAUCAACAAGAAAUUUUGGCAGGAAUCAGACACUGAAAAGAUCUUUUAUGGAUUGGAUGACAUAGUUGGGGAAAGUGAUGUUAUCAUUGUUGAAGGUGAAAUGGACAAGCUGGCAAUGGAAGAAGCUGGCUUCCGAAAUUGUGUUAGUGUUCCUGACGGCGCACCUCCAUCAGUCUCUUCAAAGGACUUGCCACCUGAGGAUAAGGACACGAAGUAUCAGUAUCUAUGGAACUGCAAAGAUGAAAUAAAGCAGGCAUCCCGGAUAAUCAUUGCCACUGAUGGGGAUCCACCUGGUCAAGCCUUGGCUGAGGAGCUUGCACGCCGCAUUGGGAAAGAAAAAUGCUGGCGUGUACGGUGGCCUAAAAAAGGGAAGCUUGAUGAUUGCAAAGAUGCUAAUGAGGUUCUCAUGUAUUUGGGCCCCGAUGCAUUGAAGGAAGCGAUUGAGAAGGCAGAAUUAUACCCUAUACGUGGAUUGUUUAACUUCAGAGAUUACUUUGAUGAGCUUGACGCAUAUUAUCAUCGAACUCUGGGAUAUGACAUUGGUCUCUCAACUGGCUGGAAUAAUCUGAAUGGUCUAUACAAUGUUGUACCAGGAGAACUGACCAUAGUAACUGGAAUUCCCAAUUCAGGGAAGAGUGAGUGGAUUGAUGCUCUUCUUUGCAAUCUUAAUCAAAUUGCUGGCUGGAAAUUUGCACUAUGUUCCAUGGAGAACAAGGUUAGAGAACAUGCUCGAAAGCUUUUGGAGAAACAUGUGAGGAAGCCUUUCUUUACUGACCGCUACGCGGAAGAUGUUGAGCGGAUGAGUUUGGAGGAAUAUGAACAAGGCAAGCUCUGGUUAAAUGAUACUUUUCAUCUUAUAAGGUGUGAGGAUGAUGCUCUUCCAAAUAUAAAAUGGGUUCUUGACCUUGCAAAAGCAGCGGUAUUAAGACAUGGGGUGCGUGGACUUGUAAUUGAUCCUUAUAACGAGCUUGAUCAUCAACGAUCUCCACACCAGACGGAAACUGAAUAUGUGAGCCAGAUGCUUACCUUAAUCAAACGUUUUGCCCAACAUCAUGGAUGUCAUGUUUGGUUUGUAGCACAUCCCAGACAGCUGCAAAAUUGGACUGGGAGUCCUCCUAAUCUUUAUGAUAUUAGUGGAAGUGCACACUUUAUAAAUAAGUGUGAUAAUGGAAUUGUCAUCCAUCGUAACCGUGAUCCCGAGGUUGGGCCUAUUGAUCAAGUGAAGGUGUGUGUUCGUAAGGUACGGAAUAAGGUUGCAGGGACAAUAGGUGAUGCCGAUUUGUUGUAUAACAGGGUAACUGGCGAAUACAUGGAAGUAGAAAAUGAUACUAAGAAAUAG
Vicia faba (fava bean) is the source of this 2082-nucleotide messenger RNA. The record is from the annotation of a GenBank genome assembly. NCBI's taxonomy places the organism in Eukaryota, Viridiplantae, Streptophyta, Magnoliopsida, Fabales, Fabaceae.